Messenger RNA from Cladophialophora yegresii CBS 114405, 2403 nucleotides. RefSeq lists its product as uncharacterized. Lineage: Eukaryota; Fungi; Ascomycota; Eurotiomycetes; Chaetothyriales; Herpotrichiellaceae. The transcript is spliced from 4 exons. Bases 1 to 2403 code for a protein of 800 amino acids. Gene Ontology annotation, molecular function: catalytic activity; ADP binding; protein binding. Gene Ontology annotation, biological process: nucleoside metabolic process. The record is from RefSeq and is a predicted model, not a curated record.
AUGGGAGUUAUUCGAGGAGUUUGCGACUAUGGCGACGCGCAGAAGAAUAAAGACUGGCAACCAUACGCAGCGGCUGUGGCAGCUGCGUAUCCCAAAGCUCUACUUCACACGAUCGUGCCAAGGACUGAUCAACCCGCCAAAGAGACCAGCCCUCAACCCUGGUGGUUCGUACCCUUCCACCUCAGAGACGACCUCUUUGGCCGUGCUUCAGAGCUAGUCGAUGUGGAAAGCCAGCUGUUUACACCUGGGCAAUAUCGCAAAGUCGCCAUCGGUGGUCUUGGGGGUAUAGGGAAGAUGAGACUGGCCUUGGAGGUUGCUUGCCGGGCCAAGACAAAGCGUCCAAGUUGUUCCAUCAUUUGGUUGCAGGGAACAGACCUGGCCAGUUUCGAAAGAGACUGCCUCAAAGUUGCGCAGCUUCUGAUGCUCCCCCAUAUUCCUGCUGGAAAGGAAGACUUGAAAUUGAUCUUGAAGCAAUACUUCGGUUCGGAGAAGGCAGGCGAAUGGCUACUGAUUAUUGACCAUGCAGAUGAUGAGCAGCUUUGGACAUCCAGACAACCGAGCGACGGACAAUCAAAUGUUCCAUUGAUGGACUACGUGCCCUUCAGUCACCAAGGUGCUGUGCUAAUAACGACCAGGAAUCAUCGAGUCGGGACGAAGAUGGCGCAGAAGUACGUUGUCAAAUUGCAAGAACUGGUUGAGCAAGACGCCCUCGCCAUGUUCAAGAAUCUAUUGAUUCGACCUGGUCUUGUCGAUGGGGAUCCCGCAGCUUCCUCGGAGUUGAUCAACUGUCUUACUUGUCUGCCCCUAGCCGUCGCGCAAGCCGCCGCUUACUUCAGCGAGAACGAACACGUUACAGUUGACGAGUUCCUAAAAAUGCUACUAGCUACGGAAACGGACACGAUCGAAUUGUUGAGUGAAGACUUCGAGGAUGAUUACAGAUACAGAGGAACAAGGAACGCGAUAUCUACCACCUGGCUCAUUUCUUUCACCCAAAUACAAAAGGGGAACCCAUUGCUGGAGAGUUGCUUGCGUUCUUGGCUUGUCUCGAAUUUGGCUAAAGCUGCUGGUGUCCUUACGGGCUAUGCCUUCCUUCAGCAGCAACGCCGGCAGGAUAUCCACGCGACCUCGUUGGUUGUCGCCUGGACAGACGGUAACUCAACGAACGAUCCUGUUGCGUGUUUCUGGUCAUAUUACAAUUUUGCCGACGCCUUGGUUAAAUGUCAACCCUAUCCGAACAAAGAAGCGGAAGCAUAUGCUAAGCGAGCUCUAGAUGGGUUAGCAGCAAAAGUGGGAAUGGACGACCGGAAAACACUCCGAGCCAUAGAUGUGCUUGCGAUGAUACACCAGUUCCAGGAUCGGCGUGAGGGAGCAGUGAAACUACAACAGGAUAUUUUGGAUACAAGGCGGAGGAAGCUCGGGAAUAUACAUGCGGAUACCCUUCGAAGUAUGUGUGGGGUGGCGGUUGUCUCUCGACGCCUGAAACGACUGGACGAGGCGGAGAAACUGCUCGCUGCGGCGAUGGAAUGUCAAAAAGAGACGCUGGGAGCGGAUGUUCCUGGCACCAUCCCAAGUAUGCAUCAGUUGGCAGUAUUGCGUACCAAGCGAGACCGUUUCGAUGAUGCCGACAAUCUGUUGGUAGGUGUUGGGGAGGCGGACAAGGUGAUUACUGGAGGGGAGCAUCGUAGUAUGCUCGUUACUAUGUCCUGUCUGGCGUGGAUAUACUCCAAACAGAACAAACUGGACAAAGCAGAGCCAUUAGCUACUGUUGUCUGGCAGAGCAUGAAGAGGGUGCUGGGAGGAGAGCACCUUGAUACGCUCACCGUCAUGUCACUUCUGGCAGAGACGUACAGCAAGCAAGGUCGACUUGUGGAGGCGGAGCAAUUGACCACUACUGUCUUCCAGACCAUGCAGAGGGUGCUGGGAGAGCACCCUCUUACGCUCAGCAUCAUGUCAUUUUUGGCGGAGACGUACAGCAAGCAAGGUCGGCUUGUGGACGCAGAGCAACUCUUUGCCACUGCUUGGAAGAGAAGCGAGCGGUUGUUCAGGGAAGAGCACCAUAGGACGCUUGGAAGCAUGUAUAACGUUGCUAUCACCAGGGAACGACUGGGGCGUGUCAACGAAGCCGCGAGCCUGACGGAGAAAUGCCUCGCCCUUAGCAGAGAGACGCGCGGAGAACAGCACGGUAAGACGCUGAUCAUCAUGGAGGGCCUAGCGAGGAUGAUCAAGGCGGAUACGAGGCGGGAGGAAGGGAUUGCAUUGAUGGAAGAAUGCGUCCGACUCAUGACAGAAACGGACCACGAACGUACAGCUAUAGCGCGAGCUCGGCUCGACAGAUGGAUCAAGAAGACUCCGUUCAGGGAGAGACCAUCAGUGGGAGGGGAAGGCCAACGCGCACGAGUCUAG